AUGAAUUUCAUUCACAGUACGCUCGAUAAAGUCCGGGAAUGGGCACCAGUCUCACAUACUUCCACAUUUCGCACAAACGGUCAGAUUACACCCGGUGAAUUCGUCGCUGCCGGGGACUACUUAGUUUACAAGUUUCCAACAUGGUCUUGGGCAGAUGCCUCACCAAUCACUAAGCGUGCCAGCUAUCUCCCUGCAGGAAAACAAUUUCUAGUGACUCGAGGUGUUCCAUGUCAUCGCAGAAUUGAUGAAAACUUCGCUGGUGAUGCAGGUCACGACGAGACCGUUGUGGGAGAUGGGGGCUUAGGGUGCGGUAGUGCGGGUGAUGAGGAUGAUGGAUGGCUUAGGACUGGAGGACUAGCAGCUAGCCAGGAGGCUAGGGUACGAGAUGUGAGGACCGUGGAUGAAAGUGGUAAUAUGGGAGAGAGAGAAGUUGAGGAGGAAGACGAUAUCCCUGAUAUGGAGGACGAAGAAGAUGAUGAAGAUGCUAUAAUUAGGGAUCCUGGGCCUGGAACUUCUGAAUCUAUAACUUUGCGCAGAUCUAGACGUACGUACACGCUAUACAUUGCUUACGCUCCCUAUUACCGAACUCCACGUCUCUUCCUCCAAGGAUAUCUUGCCAAUUCACAACCGCUAGCCCCGCGGCUAAUGAUGGAAGAUAUUGUUGGGGAAUAUAAAGAUAAAACCGUGACACUAGAGGAUUUCCCUUACUUCAGUGAAAACAUGAAAAUGGCAUCUUUACACCCAUGCAAGCAUGCAUCAGUCAUGAAACUCUUGUUGGAUCGCGCAGAUGCUGCUCUAAAAAUAAGAAGAGAAAGACAAAGGCUAGGAAAAGCCAAUUACUCUGAUAAUACUAGCAUGUGCGGUCUCGUCGAUGACUUGAACCAAAUGAGUGUGAAAGAAGAGACAAAAAAGAUUAUAUUUGAGGGUGCAAAGGCAGGAGCCAAUGGAAAUGACGAGUGGGAAGUUCUUCAAAAUGAUGCUGAAGCUCACGAUGACGAAGUUGCUAUACGAGUGGACCAAUAUUUAGUAGUAUUCUUGAAGUUCAUGGCUAGUGUAACCCCUGGAAUUGAGCAUGACUUUACUAUGAGCGUCUAG
Molecule: messenger RNA, 1095 nt
Organism: Blumeria graminis f. sp. triticale
Lineage: Eukaryota; Fungi; Ascomycota; Leotiomycetes; Helotiales; Erysiphaceae
Source: the annotation of a GenBank genome assembly